Molecule: messenger RNA, 4195 nt
Organism: Mizuhopecten yessoensis (Yesso scallop)
Lineage: Eukaryota; Metazoa; Mollusca; Bivalvia; Pectinida; Pectinidae
Exons: 11
Coding region: 160-1602 (480 amino acids)
Biological process (GO): homophilic cell-cell adhesion
Cellular component (GO): membrane
Molecular function (GO): calcium ion binding
Source: RefSeq, a predicted model, not a curated record
UGAUGUCAAUGUCUAACGAGGUUUUAAUGUUAAAUUCAUUUAUAUAUUAUUAUGCCUGUCGCUCUACCAGUCAUAUCUGGUAAAGGACUCAACGUAUACACUGUCGCACUGUAUGUUCUAAAGUAGAGAGUCCAGCCAUUUUUCAACAUAACAGGGGCGAUGAAAGCAUGUUUGACGGGAAAAAGAGACAUCGCCAUCGUCAUAGACGAGUCAGGAAGCGUCAUGAAUGUAAACUAUAUUAAGCAAUUGGCAUUUCUCCAGAAAGUGGCCUCUGCAUUUUCCAUCGGAGAACAGGGAACGUUGUUCGGGGCUGUUGCUUUUAAUACAAAAGCUAGACUGGCCUUCACGUUAGAUCAGCACAAGACCAAGGAGUCUCUGUUAACGGCAAUCGGGUCCGUGUCAUACGUUCCUGGAGGAACUGCCAUAGGUGCGGGGAUAGAUUUCGCCCGGCAGCAAGUGUUCACUGUUGCCAAUGGUGACCGCACCGAGGUCGACGAUUACAUCAUCGUGAUAACAGAUGGCUACUCUGCAGAUACUGUGACGUCAGGUAUUGCUGCGAGAAACGCAGGGUUCACUUUGUUUGCUGUUGGCGUGGACGGGUAUGACCCCGGUGACCUUAUCGCUGCAACUGGUGACGCAAACAAAGUAUUCACAGCACCCGAUUAUGAUUCUCUAGAUGGAAUCGUAGACCAACUUAUCAAUGCCUUUCCAUGUGACUACUUUUGUGGUGAGCAAGUGAUAGGCAAUGAGUCUCCAGUAAAUCCGGUGAACAAUGCAGAUAAAUUUACAGGUCAGGCCUUCCUACUGACCGACGAGAUGUACAUACCUUCUUGUUGUGGGGUUGUGGCGGGUGUUGAGUUUGUGCCGAGUCUAUCAGGUACUCUGGAGUUCAUUGUGUGGAGACGUGAUGGCAGUGGCGGACACAUGUACUGGCUUGUAGGCAAAAGUGACGUCAUCAUAACAGAUUCACAAGUUGGAACCGUUGUCAACUACACCUUUCCAGUUGGAAGCCGUAUUAUCAUUACAGAUGGAGAUACGUUUGGGUGGUACAGCACCGGUGCAGUAAUUCCGGCCUACGCAUUGUGUGUGGAUGCCAGCACAUGUCCUGGGUCAUAUCAAAGGAGUACUGUGACGUUGCUUGAGCCCGGCAUUACGUCAGACUGGGGAGGUUCCAGUGUAUCGGCGGUGUCUGGUCGUGUGUAUGAUUUCCGAGUACACGCAACAAAUAACACUGCCCCAUCACCUACGAAGCAGACGACAGCACUGAUCCCGGACCACCUCGCGGUCGGUGACGUUGUGAUGACGUAUGCACCAGUAGACCCAGACAAAGCGGAGAUCUUCACGCAUGUCCUAAAUCAUACGUACUUCUAUUUUGAUACCUCUACAGGUGAAAUAAAAGUAAAAUCCGUACUACCCCGUUCCUAUGCAAAGUACUCAAUGAGCGUUCUAUCCACAGACUCGUGUCGGCACCAAUUAACUACAACAGUCGUAAUCACUACCUACAAUUCACCUCCCGUCCUCGAGAAUCUACCAACAGUGAUAUUUAUCACUGAUAAUAUAACUGCUGGCGAAACCAUUUUCCAUCUGAAUCUUGUGGAUUAAAGUAACGAUUCCGUCUGCUGCCAUAUUUCCGGCGUAAGUCCUACGUCUUCCAACUUCCUUCUCAAUGUGACUAAUAACGACCCUCGUGUGAUGAUUGCCAAUGAAUCCCGAUUUGACAAUCGUUUGAUAAGCGACCAUUACAAGCUGACACUCUGCUGUUCUGACGGACUCAUAGCCACACAAAACUAUCUGGAAGUGGCGGUCAAAGCAGCAUCUAGGAAAAGGGCAUAUGUGCCACCAGGUUGGUUUACAAUGGCUGUUGCGAUGAGUAUGCUUCCUAUCUCAACACUGAUCAUGUCCGCGUGCAUCAUCAUGGGCGUGACAUGCACGUGCGACCAAAAAGGACACGUGACCACCAAAUCGUCAAAGACUAAGAGGGACACGUGACCACCAAAUCGUCAAAGACUAAGAGGGAUACGUGAAAUAUUUUAAAAAGAAGUUUUAAUCAUGAAAUGUGCAACAUGUGGCACAAGGCUAAAUUUAGCGUACGAGAAAUUUAACUAUAUCCAUUGUAAUACUGUAUUAACAAUUUAUAUUAUAGGAUGUACAGUAAUUUGAUAGGCUGUUCCUGAAGCAUUAUAGUGUCAUAACAGUAUUAGCUCUUGGCCAAUCAAGAAUCUGAUAUCUGAAAUCUGAAAUCUGAAGUGUUGUAUGAAUAAUUGAUUAAACGGAUGUUAGAGUCAUAUUGAGUUUUCAGUUAUUACUGAAAAUAACUGCAUAUACGAAUGUAGAAACACGCUCCGAGUAGUCGAAAGACUGUAAAUAUAAGUAUAUAUACUACUCACAUUUUGCUAAGGAUGACCUAUAUUUGAAAUAAAAAAUAAAAAUGCUAGAAAGGAUAUUGUAUUUUCCUUCCGUACUGUUUUGGGCGAAUAUGUAAGCCUUCCAAAUCGUCCUGUGUGGGUGUGUUCAGUCAACCAUAAAAGCGACUGCACGCUUUUCCACGUGUACACCCGUUUCAAAAGCUAAGUAAGGCGUUGUUCAAAUUGUUAAGGAAAUCAAUUUGAUGAAUAUUCUUUGUGUGUUUUUAUUUUAACAAACCAGACAACGAUUAAAUGACGGUGAAAUGAAUCGGAAUGCUGCAAGUUAGCAUGUCUCAACGUCAGGUUGCAGCAGACCUUGGGGCGUCUAAAAGUGUGGUGGCAAAAUGUGGAAUUGUUUACAAACUAACGGAAACCCAUCCACAUGUCAUGCUGGUGGUCGUUCUAGAGGUACAACGCAGCGCCAAGACCGAUUUUUGCUCAUAAAGGCACGUCGUCACAGGUUCCAGACUGCCACAGCUUUACGAAAUGACCUCCUUAAUCCUUCUCGUACCCGGGUAGCCACUCAGACAGGUAGGAACCGUCUUCAUGUUACUGGUUUAAGGUCACGUAGACCAGCAAUACGAUUUCCCUUAACUGCCUGCCAUGUUAGGGACCGAUUAGAUUGGGCCCAAGCUCACGCAGCACUUGGACUCUUCAGGAAUGGGAACCGGUUCUUUUUACUGACGAGUCCAGAUUCUGAUUCGACUUCACCGACAGGCGCGUUAGAGUAUAGAGACAACAUGGGGAGAGGUUCCAUGCAGGUAACGUUGUGGAACAUGACCGAUAUGGCGGAGGUUCAGUGAUGGUGUGGGGAGGCAUAAGCCUUCGUGGGGAAACUGACCUCCAUGUCUUCCAUAAUGGUACCGUUAAGGCCCGGAUUUACUGCGAUGAAAUCCUUGAUGCCAAUGUCAGACCCUACGCUGGCGCUAUCGGCCCUCAAAACUUCAUCCUUAUGGACGAUAAUGCUAGGCCACAUAGAGCAAGGGUGACUGAGCAGUAUCUACAGCAACAGACUAUUCAACGAAUGGAUUGGCCAGCCCGCUCGCCGGAUCUAAAUCCCAAUCGAGCAUGUGUGGGACAUGCUGCAGACAGCUCUCUCUGCCAGAAUUGUUCAGCCAAGAACGCUCCAGGAACUGGGAACAGCUUUGGUAGCUGCAUGAGUGGAACGCUAUCCCACAAAACCGGAUACGCGAUCUCAUUCGGAGCAUGCGCAGACGUUGUGAAGCUCAUGGGCUUCACAACGUUCUAUACUAAAACGGUUUCUGUUUAUUUAGGAUGACUUUUGUUCAAUUUCAGUUUUUUAGUGAAUACCUCGUUGUUACCAACUUUAAGGGUAACUCUUUCCUGUGGCUCACUCUGCAGUUUUUGCAUGCUUCUUAUUUUAAAGAACAAUCAAUUUUUCAAAAAUAAUCUCAGUAUAAACCAAAUAAAAUAUUUAUUUUCACAUAUGCCCAAAAAUAAAAGUGAUCCUUAGCAAAAAGUGAGUAGUAUACUUCGUUUAUCAAUACGUUUGUUAUACAACUAACAUGAUAUAUAUUAUAUUAACCAUCAAGAGAAUAAUGGUAUUCCGUCUCGUGUCUUGUUUCUAUGUUUUGUUGUUUUACUUCCUGUAUCCUGGAAUAAAAUGAAAAGUUGAAGAUUGAUGCUGUUUGGAUUAAUCACUAAAUAAUUCCUCUCACAUCGCAAACCCUGUACGCGUAUAUCAAAACCAGUUUCCUACCAACAAGAGGCCCAAUGGGCCUGAAUCACUCACCUGGUAUUAAUCUCACACUUGUAAUCUUAAAAGUGGA